Molecule: messenger RNA, 3020 nt
Organism: Rhea pennata
Lineage: Eukaryota; Metazoa; Chordata; Aves; Rheiformes; Rheidae
Gene: DPH7
Product: diphthamide biosynthesis 7
Exons: 9
Coding region: 38-1603 (521 amino acids)
Biological process (GO): protein histidyl modification to diphthamide
Cellular component (GO): cytoplasm
Molecular function (GO): protein binding; diphthine methylesterase activity
Source: RefSeq, a predicted model, not a curated record
CGCCGGCCCCGCCGCCGCAGCAUGCGCGCGGCCUGACAUGGCGGCGCCGUGCCGGACGCGGACGCUGCAGGUGGUGGACACGGAGUUCAGCGCCGACGCCGUGGAGUGGUGCCCGGUGGAGGGCUGGCACAGCAUCCUGGCCUGCGGCACCUACCACCUCCGCCCGCCCGCCGCGACCAACCCUGGAGGAGGCAAUGAGGCCUGCGACCGGACGGGGCGCCUCUACCUGUACCACUACAACGAGGAGCAGCCUUACGUCCCGCUGACAGAAAUCCAAAGGAUUGACACUGCUGCCAUCCUAGACAUCAAAUGGUGCCACAUUCCAGUUGCAGAACAUCCCAUGGUUGGCACUGCAAACUCAACAGGUGCUGUGGAGUUCCUCCACCUCACUGGAAGUGAGAAGAACAGCUGCAUGUUGGAGCCAUGCUUCAGGGUCGAUCUAGGUGCACAGCGUCUUGCCUUGUCCUUAGAUUGGUCCACAGGACGAGAACAAUGUGGAUGCCCUUUGAGAGUGAUCAGCAGUGAUUCAGAGGGGAAGCUGAAUCUGUUCUCCAUAGAUGAAUCUGCUCCUUCUGUGCAUGUCCUGAACCAGUGGGAAGCUCACAGAUUUGAGGCCUGGAUUGCUGCUUUUAAUUACUGGGACACAGACAUUGUGUAUUCAGGAGGAGAUGACAACCUGCUAAAGGGCUGGGACACAAGAUGCAGUCCUGAGACUCCGGUCUUCACCAGCAGGAGACAUUCGAUGGGAGUGUGCAGUAUUCAGUGCAGUCCCCACCGGGAGAAUCUUCUGGCUACUGGCAGCUAUGAUGAGCAUGUGCUGUUGUGGGACACCAGGAACAUGAAACAGCCGUUGGCAGACACCCAUGUUGAAGGAGGAGUCUGGAGGUUAAAGUGGCACCCAACUUGUGAAUUUGUGCUGUUGGCAGCCUGCAUGCAGAGUGGAUUCAAAAUCCUUGACUGCCGUGGAAGCAUGGCGGAAAACACGGAGGAAUGCAUCAUCCUGACAUCCUAUGUCUUGCACAACUCCUUGGCCUAUGGGGCUGACUGGUCAAGGCUCUGUCCAAGGGGUUCCUUGACUGUAAUACAAGACUCCGCUUCUGCGUGCCAGCCUUCUGAGGAGCUUGUGGCAAGAUCAGGCGAAGGAGAUGAGAGACUGAAUUUGCAGGUCCAAAACCUGAAGAUAAUUUAUGAAUCUCCUACAGCUACUUUUGAUGUAAUAUUGGAUGAGGAGAGUGAAAACUCUGCCUUGCCUCUGAAAGCAGAGGGGAGUCCUAACAUGGAGCGGGGUCCUAUGUUGGCUCAGGAUCAGGACUUGGGUAGCGGCCCGGAUGCAAAGAGGAGCCUAGAUUCGGUUGGGGGUCGCAACCUAGAGGGAGAUUCUCUGUCAGCAAGUGCUUCUGACUCGGGAGUUAUGAGACCCAACGGAGCAGGCCUGGACAGAAGUGGUGAUUCAACUGGACCAUUAGACAGUCCAAAAGAAAUGAGCAUUGUAGCAACUUGUUCAUUCUAUGAUAAUAUCCUACAUGUCUGGAAGUGGGAAAUGAGCCUGGUUACCCCUUCAGAGAUGUCAAGUACUAGAUCUCAGUCAGAAAACACAGUUUAACUUUUUUGAAAGUCUGCCUUGACAGUCCCAGUGGAAGGGGAUAGAAAAAUUCCUCUACUGAGAGCAACAUCUAUAGUUUAUGCCCUGUCCAAUUUCGGGUGGGAUUUUUUGAGUUGUUUUUGUUGAGUUUGUGAGUCUUUAAAGGCUGAUACUGUUGGAAUUAUUGGUGUUUUAUUUCCAGCACUGAAGAAAGCCUUUGCAGAGAAGUGUGGUAAAGCACAGACAUGUUUGUUUAGUUUUCCCUGGGUGUACUGGUUCAAAGUAGGACGGCUUUCCUCUCAAAAGCUACUUGUUUGUACAUUACAUUUGAAGCCCUUCAAGGCUGAUUUGCAUUUGUCUGAUUGAUCUAUUCAGCCUGUUCUCCUUCCAAAGCAAACUAAACCUGCCUGCAAAACUACAUACAGACAAACAAACACUAUGUGGUCAUUUUUUCCCGAUUUUUUUUUCCUCAAAAAAAGUCCAUGAGUUAAGUUUAGCUGUGUACGUAGCUUGUUUUGCAAUCUGUAGGCUACUAUGUACUUUGAGAAGAUGCUCAAGGACAGUCAAGAUGCUGACUCAAGGUGCUGUGCAAUCUUCUUUUAGUGAUCUUCAGUAGAAAUCAUUUUUUUAGAAGGAAAUACAAACUGACUGUUACGACAGACUGCUGUUCAACUACAGGAAGUUUUGUUUGGAGCAGGGCCUUUCUUGUAAGGACUCUAGUGUAUUUGCAUGGUCUAAUUUUGCAUCAGACUUAUCACCUGGAUGUCAUCUGACUUCAUCACUCUCCAAGCUAAGUACAAUCUUGUUUAGCAUAAAUUGUGUAGUAAGUCCUCCUAUAUUUUAGUGCCAUACUUUACCAAAAAUCCCCAAACCCUCUUGGUUUCAAACUCCUAUUUUCUGCUAUCCAUAGCAAAAUAUUUAAAGGUGAACAGCUUUAAGAUCAAAACCUCCAAAAAAUUUAAGCAGUGUUUCCUGACAUAUUUUAAGAUCAAAAUAAAUAUAUAUAGAAACCAAAAUCUUAACAUUGCCCUAACUACCUCUGGGAAUGGCUGCAGAAUUUCUCAAGGUUACUCUGUACUAGCUUUCUUUUUUCACUGUGAAACAUAAGGAAAACACACUAUUUCUGGAACACUUUCUCUAUGUUCUUAAUUAUCUUCCUCCAAACAACAACAACAAAAUGCUUAAACGACAUAAUUUUGUUCUAGCUUAUAUGAUUUUUCUUUGGGAGUCCUAGAGGAUUAGUUGCCUGGAAGGGAAGAAACACCAGCAACAAGUAUCUGUAACAGUGUUGUACCUAAAAUGAGGUACAAUAGAUGAGAAUUUUACUGUUUUGAAACCCAUUUCUCAAGGGUGAAUGUGUAUUUUACAAAAACAACUUGAGCACUGUUACAUGAAGAUACUUAUUAGUAUUGUGAACAAGAGUUUUGGUUUUAAAAAA